GAGUUCUCCACAACAAGAUACAAAACCCGGACUUACGUCGCCCUUCCGGCUUCCUUGGUUAGGUAUAAAAAACGUGAGCAUAUUGAAGACCUGGCGAGUAACAGUAAAAAUGACGUAUGUACUAUUGGUUCUUUCUUUCCAAGUUUUGGGCAUUUUUGCUGCCUAUAAUGAAUCUCCGUGUAAAGAUGAGAUUAGAAGUGGUCAAUCUGGUGUUUGUAUGGAAACCGGUUGUUGUGACGGAGGGAACUACGUUAGUGGAUACUGUCCAACACAACCAAAUAAUGUCAAGUGUUGUUUCAGUAGGAACACGUGCUCUUCUAGUGACCAAAAAGCCUGUGAUGACGUCAGUAUUGUAACACGUUCCCAAUGGGGAGCUCGAGGACCGAAGAGUCAGUCCAGCUUACAGACACCUGUCGGUAAGAUUUUAAUUCACCAUACUGCCGGAGCCACGUGCAAUAGCCAAUCGUCAUGCUCCAGAGUAGUACGUAAUAUCCAGAUGUACCAUAUGAAUACGAAAAAAUGGUCAGAUAUUGGCUACAAUUUCCUGAUUGGUGGAGAUGGAAAAGUUUACGAAGGUCGUGGCUGGAAAACACGUGGAGCCCAUUCACCUGGUUACAACAGUAAGUCACUUGGGAUCUCCUUUAUAGGAAACUAUCAGGAAGAGACGCCAAGCAGCGGAAUGUUACAAGCUGCGAAGACACUGGCUGAGUGUGGUGUGUCUAAGGGUUACAUCACUUCCAGUCACACGGUACACGGUCACCGAGAUGCUAAAUGUACAGACUGUCCAGGAAACAAGUUGUAUGAUGUUAUAAAACGCUGGACCAAUUAUGGCGGAAGGCUACCUGAUUACGUAUGUUGAUGAAUGAUGUCGAAACUCGAGGUGUAAGAAUCUUAGUUUUUAGAAAAUGCCAUGUAUUAGUUAAAACAAAAUAAAAAAAGAAACGUUUUUAA
Molecule: messenger RNA, 951 nt
Organism: Limulus polyphemus (Atlantic horseshoe crab)
Lineage: Eukaryota; Metazoa; Arthropoda; Merostomata; Xiphosura; Limulidae
Product: peptidoglycan-recognition protein SC2-like
Exons: 5
Coding region: 110-859 (249 amino acids)
Biological process (GO): peptidoglycan catabolic process
Molecular function (GO): N-acetylmuramoyl-L-alanine amidase activity; zinc ion binding
Source: RefSeq, a predicted model, not a curated record